UUUCACACUUUCAGGAUGAACUAGCUUCAAUCGAAGCCAUCUUCCUAAAGCCUCGAGUAUUUUCAACUUUCCAGCUGAUUUCUCCUUUAUGUACUCCCCAUCAAGGUGAUGCUGGGACGUCAACUGCGAUUGUAUCAUGACUCUGUUUUUUUAUAGACUUAAGCCCAAAUAUUUUCAGCCUAUAUUUAUUCGCAACUCCCGUGAAACGUUGCUAAUAGACACAUGCCGAUGAUAAUCUCAUUAUCGUGGGUGCAACAUUUUGUAGAACGAUUCUCGUCCCAAGUGUAUUUCUACCCUAUUCAAGCAUCCUUCUGCUACAGUCAUGUUUCUUGGAGUAACAGCUUGUAAAUUUGGUCUAAUGCAAGUUAACUCAGGCUGUCUGUUAGAACAGACGCCAAAUAGGUCCACUGAGCCCAGCGAACGUUCAUCCAUCUAUUAUUCAAAAAGCUCAAAGACGGUGCUACCAAGUUGCCCCGGCAGAUAAUCGGUAUAAUUCACAGCCCAUUAAUCUCAUUCUGUGCCUAACAAAUCUAACUACAUUGGUGGCAAAGGAUCUAAGGGCGAACACGGAACGAAUUUCGUAAUUGCAAGUUCCGUCGUGUUCUGUCCGACCAAGUACUUCACCUAUUUUUUCAGUCAAACAACAGACCACGCGGAGACCCAGUCUUCACAAGAUAUUCGGGUUGAAGGGAUACUGUACAAAAAUGGAGCGCCGCUAACCUGGAUGUCAACUUAUGGUGAUACAACAUCAUCAGACUUCUCUGACGUGCAAAACGCAGUCUGUGGCUCAUUAUUGAAUGCCAUUGCAACAUUUUUGCCCACUGUGGCUCCUGCGUGCAAGCUGGUGUACCUCUAUGAAGGUUCCGUUUAUGCCGUGGCCAACCUGGAAUUUGAAAAAGACGCUCUACGAGCGGCAGGCAUUUCUCCCGGAAGCGCAUCAUUUAUUGAACAAAUACGUACUGCUGUUGAUGCCUAUGUUGAUCCGCAGCAAAAUGCACAGUUUCAAGCUCCGGUUACCGUGCGAGGUGUCUGUGCAUUCGCUCACAUAUGUCCCUUACCACGCUUCUUUACACCCAGCCAACGCACCGGCGAAACAGGCAGGUCUGGUACUCGCUCUGAUGGCGCUGCUUACAGUCUUCAUGAUAGACAUCCAAUGAUGGGGAUGCAGCAAAUG
This is a messenger RNA of Opisthorchis viverrini, 1174 nucleotides long. RefSeq lists its product as hypothetical. The transcript is spliced from 5 exons. The annotation marks the transcript as partial. The record is from RefSeq and is a predicted model, not a curated record. NCBI's taxonomy places the organism in Eukaryota, Metazoa, Platyhelminthes, Trematoda, Opisthorchiida, Opisthorchiidae.